UGCAGUUUUCUCCAAAGCAACUCUUUAUUCUUGCCCUCAUGGGUGCAGGGGUGUCUUCAUCGGAAAUCCCUCACAUUGACGAUUUCUCAAUCGACUCCGCGGCCGAUUCGGCGCCCACGAUGCACUUGGUAACCUUAUCGGGAAAAUGCGAUGAAAUUGCCUUUUCAGAUGCCAUUGAUGCCCUGAAUGCAGCUAAUGCAUCUGUGGUAUUCUUCCACGAAGAGACGGGCAUUGCCGUGGUCAAAGGCCUCGAUGAUGACGCUGCCAAACAAGAAGCACGGGAUUCUGAAUGCAUUUCGGAUAUCGAUGAUGACGAAAGUUUUCUCUUGGACGUUGAUACCUCUACUUCAGAGUCGACCUUGAUGGAGAAUGACGGCGUCAUGAGCCCUACUGAUCCUGCUUCAUCCUAUUGGUACGAUGCUUUCCAAUGGAACAUGAGGACAAUCAAGGCGGACAAGGCUUGGGAAGCUGGUAGGUUUGGAUCAGAUUCAGUCACAGUGGCUGUUCUGGAUACAGGAAUUGAUUAUGAAAAUCCAGACUUGGCAGGUCUAGUGGAUCUUGAUAAGUCGGCAUCCUUCGUGCCGUUGGACGAUGUCUAUUCUCAAUAUUACUUCCCUUGGAAGCACCCAAUCACCGAUUUGCACUAUCAUGGAACCCAUGUGGCCAACACCAUUGUCGGAAAUGGAUGGUCAGUUGCUGGAGUUACUUCCAAUAUCAAGCUUAUCGGUGUCAAAGUGUGCAGUGCUGUGGAGGGGUCGUGUCCGUUCAGCAGCGUCAUUGCUGGAGUCCUCCAUGCGGUUGACGUUGAGGCCGAUGUGAUCAACAUGAGUUUGGGAGGCUCGUUUCAGAAGGCCAAUGGCAACGGAAAAAUUGCUGGCUACAUCAACAAAGUCUUCAACUAUGUGAACCGCAACAAGUCUGUCGUUGUUGUCGCAGCUGGCAAUGAUAACACUGACUUGGAUCACAAUGGUAACCAAUACAACAGCUAUUGCGAUACUCCAAACACGAUGUGUGUCUCCGCCUCGGACAUCAACGACCAGGCAACCGAUUACACCAACUAUGGAAACUCUGCCAUUGAUGUUGCAGCUCCGGGAGGAUCAUCGGAAGGUUCGAUCUAUGCUGUAUGCUCUCAAACCAGUUUGGUUAUCGCAGCUUGUCGCGCUGGAUGGUAUGUGAUUGGCCUGGCUGGAAGCAGCAUGGCUGCCCCUCAUGUGGCUGGUUUGGCCGCUCUGGUCGUUGAGGACGUUGGGAACAAGCCGGCCCAAGUAAAGAACACCAUUCGCAACUCUGCCGAUGAUCUUGGUGACAAUGGAAACGACCCUUACUUUGGAAGAGGGCGCAUCAAUGUGGCUGCUGCUUUGGGUUUGGAGUAGAGCUUUGGUUGAAGAUACAUAGAUUGGACAUUGGACAAGCAAGGCAACGUUCUCGGGAAUAACUACAUGUAAGAAGUAUUAGCAAUACUACUAUGCAAGUG
Seminavis robusta is the source of this 1474-nucleotide messenger RNA. Lineage: Eukaryota; Bacillariophyta; Bacillariophyceae; Naviculales; Naviculaceae. The record is from the annotation of a GenBank genome assembly.